AUGCCCCUUUACACACUAUCGCAUCCCCUCCCCCCACUCCUUUCUGCUGCACACACACACUCCCUCACACAAUCCCACACAAUAACUCACGCCCAUCCCUCCUCCGUCCUCCCGGUCCCCUCUCACAGCGUGGUGAGCAAGAACUACUGGGAGGGUCCCAUUCCCAAGGCGCUGUCCAAACUCAAGAAGCUCAAGUACCUCGGGUUGAGGGAGACGGCUCUGGAGGGCGAGAUUCCAGCAUUCCUGGGAACACUGAGCCAGCUCACAUACCUAUCCCUGUCCGACACGCGGCUGUACGGGAAGGUGCCCACUCACUCACCGCCUUCUCAUUGUCCUCUCGCAUCUUUCCUCCUUCCUCCCCCCCCCUUCCUCCUGUGCAGCUCUCUGUCUGACACGCGGCUGUACGGGCAGGUGCCCAAGGCGCUCAGCGGACUGGCGAAGCUCAAAGAGCUCGACCUGUCCAGCAACUACCUCUCAGGCCCCCUCCCGGCCUUCCUGCAGCGGGUCAAGAAAGUAAACGCUGCGGACAACUACUUCUCCGGCUCAGCCUCCUCCCUUCCCUGCUCUGACGACUUCUCCGUCACGGGCAACUGCCUCUCCUCCGUGCCCUCCAAGUGCGGGGGCACCGCAGGCCAGAAGACCACACAGGAGUGCAACAAGUUCUGUGGGACGGCCACGGCCACGGGGGCGUGUAGCGGCAAGGGCGUGUGCGUGUUGGAUGUGGCUCAGCUGCUCAAAACACAGGCGUACGUGCCCAUGUGCAAGUGCCAGUCGGGGUACUGGGCUUCGCACCAGAAGCUGCGCUGCUCCAAGAACAACUCUUGA
This is a messenger RNA of Closterium sp. NIES-65, 825 nucleotides long. Lineage: Eukaryota; Viridiplantae; Streptophyta; Zygnematophyceae; Desmidiales; Closteriaceae. The record is from the annotation of a GenBank genome assembly.